AACAAUACCCCAUUUGUUGCAUUCGUUAAAAGCCGUCCCUUUCCCCAUCACCGUCAUCCGUCGCCGGCCCUCCCCGUCCUCCACCCAAAGUUUGUAUCAAGGUCAUGGAUCCCGUAAGAGGACAUGGUGGCAUUCAUAUGCUGCUAGCUGCUGAGCAAGAGUCCCAGCAGAUUGUCUCUAGCGCCAGAAACUUGAAGACUGGAAGGUUGAAGCAGGCAAAGGAUGAAGCUGAGAGGGAAGCUGCUGCCUAUCGUACCUCUUUAGAGGAGGAUUAUCAAAGAAAAGUUUCCGAGAGCACUGGUAGUUCUGGAUGGAAUGUGAAAAGGCUUGAGAAGGAAACAGAGACUAAGAUCCAGAACUUGAAGAAUGCUUCAUCAGCUAUCCAUGCAGAUGUAAUCAACAUGCUGUUGAAGCAUGUCACAACAGUUCAAACCUAGCAA
Molecule: messenger RNA, 440 nt
Organism: Musa acuminata subsp. malaccensis (wild Malaysian banana)
Lineage: Eukaryota; Viridiplantae; Streptophyta; Magnoliopsida; Zingiberales; Musaceae
Product: V-type proton ATPase subunit G1
Biological process (GO): proton transmembrane transport
Cellular component (GO): vacuolar proton-transporting V-type ATPase complex
Molecular function (GO): proton-transporting ATPase activity, rotational mechanism
Source: RefSeq, a predicted model, not a curated record